Phycodurus eques (leafy seadragon) is the source of this 1645-nucleotide messenger RNA. RefSeq names its product SPC25 component of NDC80 kinetochore complex (gene spc25). Gene Ontology annotation, cellular component: Ndc80 complex. Gene Ontology annotation, biological process: chromosome segregation. Lineage: Eukaryota; Metazoa; Chordata; Actinopteri; Syngnathiformes; Syngnathidae. The transcript has 7 exons. Bases 65 to 772 code for a protein of 235 amino acids. The record is from RefSeq and is a predicted model, not a curated record.
CAAAACAAACCGCGACAUUUUGAAAAUAACGAACAGAGGGGUACGUUCGAGUUGAACUGUUGUAAUGCACAUUAUAUCACACGUCGAAAAUAUGACAUCAAUCGCGGAUAUCAACAUAACUGUCAUUUUUGAAAAGCAAAGGACGGAGAAGCACAACCGAGUGCUGAAAGCGUUUGCUGAACACAACGAUAUUAUCGCUGAACUGAGCCACUGCCACAAACAGUUUGUCAAAUUGUCUCGAGAUGGAGGUUUAAAGAACUGUGCGGAUGACGAGAUACUGUUUGAGACUGCUGAACGGUUUAAAAAAGAUUUGCAGCACAUGAAUGCAUUUUCGCAGGAGAAAAGGCGCACUAUUGCAGAAAUUAAAUCCAAUCCUGCUCAGAAGGAAAAGCAGACUAUUCUCCAGGAGAUUGAGGAUCUUAAAGAAGAACAAUCUGUGAGAAGAGAGUUAAUUGAGUCCCAAUAUAAAGCAAACAAGGACCGACUGAAGAACCUGAAAAAAGCCAGAUUAAUCUUUCAGGAUUAUUUGGGGUUGGAAAUACGAAAAAUUAAUGAUGAAAAGUUGCAGUUUGUGUUCCGCUGUAUCGACCGACCUGAUCUGAACCGUCCAUACGUCAUCACAAUGGGACUCAAGAACGAUAGAUCAUAUCAAAUUGUGUCCAGCCAGCCUGCACUCAAGUGUCUGCCCGACUUGGAGAAAUGGCUCCAGGAGACCAACAAUUUACCAGUUUUCCUGAAAAAUGUCAGGUUGCAGUUUAUUGCCCAAGCUUGAUAAAACAUGAUUUUAAAAAAAGACAAUAAAGAUUAGCAGCAAACUCUCAUGUAUGUUGUAAAAUAGAACUUGUAAGCAAAAGAAUAGACAUAGACUCAGGACUUGCAUAUGUGGAUUUUAAAAAUGCUUCUGGGUUGGUAAAUAUAUAGAUCUUAUUCUCACUAUGUAUUUUACCAGUCAGAUGUUUAGAUACCCCUUGUCAUUCAAUAGUAUGAGGAAGUGACCAAAACCUGUGACUUGUACUGUACAUACUACUUUUGUAUAAAAAUGUAUAUAAACAUGUCAUAACUCAUUUGAUCCUCAAAACCCUUUUUUAAAUAUGCAUAUAAGAUUGCACAGUUUAACAAAUGGCAUAAAUGUACAUGUACAACUGACUGACUUAUUAACCAAUUCAAGACAUUGCCACUACAAAGAAUUAUUUUUAUAUAUAUAUAUAUAUAUAUAUAUAUACAAAUUGUACGCGUUGUUGGCUCCAUUUGGAAGCUGCAGUUGUAGUCAGACUUCAGGUGAUAUCAUAUUGCUUAGCGCAGGCAGCUCCUCAACAUAGGUGGCUGGAAAAUGACCUGUCUGGCCAUGAAGUGCACCAAACCACCAGCCAUUCUUAUCCUUUGUGUAAAUGUCUAGUAGAUCCCCUAUGAAACAUGAUGUUAUUUUUCAUAUCUCCAUUCUGCUUUUUGAAGUGUUAGGCGAAUUUAAAUUCUAUCGUACCUUCUUUUAGCAUUAAUUCAUCACUGCGUUGAGGAGUGAAGCUGUAUAAGGCCUUGCAUUGCCCCACGGUGCAAACAUCUGGUGUUCUUUGAACUGUUCAUUUGGUAUAUGUUAGUGUUUAGUUCCAAAUAAAUAUCUGAUGUAUCUAAAUGUCUAAUUUGUACC